Paramuricea clavata is the source of this 4939-nucleotide messenger RNA. NCBI's taxonomy places the organism in Eukaryota, Metazoa, Cnidaria, Anthozoa, Malacalcyonacea, Plexauridae. The record is from the annotation of a GenBank genome assembly.
AAUUUACCAAAGCUAACCCAAGUCAUUAUGUGCAAGCGUGAUUACGUCAUAAACAUCACUGCUGAAGAGAAAUUGUUGUUUGUGUUUUUGGCAUAUUUUUAUUGAGGUUUUUGUUAAUUUUUAGAGGUGGCCAUUAUUGUUAUACUUGCAUCACGACUCCAGUAUAUUGACUAACGUGUUUUGCAGGUUGGUUAUAUUUUAAUACAACACAUAAUGUACUAAUGUAGUCUGAUAUAUAAAUAUAUAAGUGAAUGUAACGUAAUCCAGUGCAAUAACAUGUAAUAGAGAUCUCAAGCACGCAGCGUUUUUGUAAACACGGACAUGACACUUAUGAAAACGAGAUCUUUAAAACUGUUAAUCAAGAACUGUUGACGCAACAAUUAACUGUUGAAUUGUGUGUGUGCGCGUGAUGUCUUCGUUGACAAAAAUUCCGCGUGCUAAUACUACAUGAUAUAUAAUAUAGAAUAUAUAAUAUGAAGUGAAAUGCUGUAUUGCCAUUUAAUGUAUUAUCUCGAAGUGAACGUCUUGCACUUUCAGUAAAUACCAAUUCUACUAGUACGUUAAUAUUCCAGGAAGUUUUUUGUAACAAUACUGCCAAGCGACCUAGCGUUUUACACAUCUCCAGUUAUUGAUUCAUUUCUAUUUUCUUGUUUGCAGUCAAAUUUUAUGUGUAGAAAACGUCGUGUCGUACAUUAGUGAAAACUUUACCAGUUGGGCGUGGGACAUGUCACAUGACACCAAUAGAACGUUGUAAGUAAUUAAUAGAGUAUAUGCAUGCUUUGCGACCAUCAACGCACAGUGCGCUUCGCGUGAGAUUGGGGGGAAUGAAGUUACUUUGAUAAUAUAUGUUUACCACCCUUUUAUUUCUGCAAUGGUGAAUGGUUGUUCCCCAAAACGUAUGUAUUUGCGUGAAAUUUACAUGUAAUGCUAUUUGCUUCAUUAAACGACCAUUGUACCUGGCUUUCAUGGUUAUGAAAAGAUUGUUGUUUGGUUAAAUAUGAACCCCCCGCCUUGUUCCUCCCUGCAGGGCCGCCGAGAGGGGGCAGGGGGGAAAAUUGCCCUGGCCCCCCCUAGAAAUUUAAUGCUAGAAAUUUAAUGGGCCCCAGUCAUUUUUCGGGCGAAAUAUUUCUGUUUUCGGGCCAAAAUAUUUGUGUUUGGGGGGCAAUGAACCGAAAUUUGGUAUGGAAAAUUGCGGAAAAGUCCAACGAAAGCAAUUAUAACGCACCUAAAAAGAAUUUAUUGUCCGAAAAAAUUUUUUCCGGAAAAUUUUUUUGCAAUAGGGGCCCCUAAAAAAAAUUUUUGCCCCGGGCCCCCGCCAAGCUCUCGGCGGCCCUGCCUUCCUGUUGUCCGUCACUUGUUAUGAUUUCUUCUCUUUCGUUGGAUGGAUUAUUAUGAUUACUUAGCCGAUUAGUCGAACUUAUAAUGCAGCAUUUAUCUAUUUCGUUUUUUUUUGGCAGAGUUUCAUAUGCACUCAUUUUUUAAAUCCAAUUAUGUUCGCCCCCCUUAUAUAAAAAUUGGGGGGGCGGGGGAGUUGGCGAACGUGCAGGCCGCUGCUUCCUACACCCCUGAUUCACGUGCACUAAGCACGCUAUAGAGCGUUUGCACUCAUACCCCAGGGACCAACUCAACAAAAGCCAUGGCGGCCAUGUUAGGGUUCCAGACAAAAGAGUCUAAUUAAAAUUCUUUUGAAUUGGAACACCAACAUGGCGGCUGUGACGUCAUGUGCAAACGCUCUAUGGGGGGCCUCUAUAUAAGUAUACUCAUUAACAGUCCUGGACCACAGAAUAAAGACACACAGAAGGUAUAGUCUUUAUUCUGUGCCUUGGCUCUUGACAAUACCAGUAGUUUGUACAAUAUUAUGCCAGAUUUGGUCCAUUUAAUUCGUAAUUAUAUCAUCGUCAGUUUUGGAAAAGGCAGUUACAUACGAAAUAUUUUGUUUAUGAUUAGAUUAUAUGAUAUAGUCACUCAGAAAUGUGGUAGUGGAGUGGCGGAUACUGUACGUGCAUUUCUUGCUGCACAAUAUCCAUUGAUGGUAGUGAUCAUGAAGAAUAGAUCAUCUCUCGAGGUUUCCGCUGUCAUUCAAGGUAAUUGGACUGUUAUAUUGUUACCAAAACUGGAGAGGCUUCCACUCGAAUAAACGUGUUUUGUUUUCGUGUUAAAACAUUAAGGAAUGCCACUACAUUCCUACUGCUAAAAUGGCAAACUAUUAAUAGCUAAUUUCAGAACAAUUUCACGCAGACGAAUCAGAUGUCGUCAUUUUCAAAUUGUCGAUUUCAACGACAUUAGGAAUGUAAUCGAAUUCCUGAAUGUUUUGACACGAAAUAAUGAUACUGUAUACGUUUUUUGAGGAUCCGUGGUUUUGGUAAUAUAUUUAUUUGGAAUCCUGGCUUUAAAUGUACUGUAGAUGGUGUUUACGCUUUUUCAUAUAUACCCGUAGAUAUAUACAUAAUGAUACUGUACAUUUUUUUGGGGGCGAGGGGGAGGAUCCGCGGUUUUGGUAAUAUAUUUAUUUGGAUAUAAUAUUUAUUUGGAUUUUUUUGGUCUGCAAAAAUUACGAUUUGCAGUAGCUAAUUUGAGGCAUGCAAAUGUUAUCAAUUUCGUGUGAAGUAUGAAUAGAAUACGUGUCUCUUAUAGUAGUAAAGUAGUACCUUCUCAUCUGACACUGUGUUUUGACUGUGUUUAAGGACAUUCUACGCUGAAUGAAGUUAUGACAACUUUACUGAACGCUCGUGAAGUGUUUGAACAGAGCAGGAGUGUGGAUAUCAGAGACGAGGUUAGUUCUCAUUUCAACAAUCGCUGACUAUUGUAAAAAUGGUCAUGUUUCUAACAGCUUGCAAAGGCUGAAAGAUUUCUCGAUCUAAGAUCUCGAUCAUGGAAACGUAUCUUUAUAACCUUAUAGGUGACGUACUUCCCGUAAUAUGUCAUUUCAUUUAAAUGUAUUUGAUCAUGGUGGCGUGUCAAUAAAAUUGAUCCGUGAACAAAUAUAUACUCUUUGUAUAAUCUUUGUACAACCCAACCAGUCAUACACUAUUAACACUGCAUGGGACUGACAGAGCAAGCGUCAGAGCAAGUGCCUUCCACCUCUGAGAUCGUGAGUUCGAUUUUCGCUGUGGUCUCAUGUGAAAAGAGUCAGUCAACGCUCUGCCGAAAGUCGUGGGUUUUCUCCGGGUGCUCCGGUUUCCUCUCACAGGGAAAGUUGACAGGUUUGUUUAGGAUAAACACAGUUAGGAAAGUGAUAUCACAAUUGUUGUAAAGAUAAAUAUACUCUAGGCUAAGUAAAUCGCGGUUACUGAAAACAGUGAAAAGCCCCAAUGGGGAGUGAGCUGAAUAAUAAUGUAAUGUAACUGACGUAUAUUACUAUGUCUUAUGUUUUAUUUGUUCUUCCAGAUUAACAAAAAGGUAAAAUACUUUAAUUUGUCUAACGUUUCGGUUUCCUAAACGGAAACCAUUAUCAAAGACUAUGAACACAGAUGAGGUAAGUACAGAUGUGAAUCUCCUGUGAAAUUGCUGAUUGUUUUGUGUCACACGGAAUUCUCACUUCCGGCGAGCGCUGGCAAGUGUCGUUCUGAAAUUUAAUAAGGAAAGAGAUAGGAAAACGCCGUUCGAAAGACGAAAAAUUGUUUUUUUAAAAAGUCUACGCUACCGACGGCUAUUUUUGGAAUUAAUUAUUCAAGAGUAACGGUAAGCGAUCACUUUUAUUGAUUUCUUUUUAUUAAAAGUGUUAAUAUAACAUUUUAUUUAGCAAAAGUUUGUUUUUUUUCCUAUCUACUUCUUAUUAAAAUCGUGAAAUACACUUGCUGGGAAUUUCAGAUGCUCGUGUAUAAAUAACAAAACAGCGAAUGAUAUAAAUGCCUCAAAACAUAACUCUCGCAUAAAAAAACAUGAAUACUUCUAUAAUAUGUAUAGUUUUAUUCCUCUGCAUUAUCAAAAUUUAAUAAAAUAGUGAAUUAAUACAAUUUUAAAGUUUAUUUAAUCCGUGUGACACAUUUUCACAGGAGAUUCACAUCUGUAUUACCUCAUCUGUGCUAUGAAUCUAUUAAAAGUUUUCCGUUACUAUCUUGCGUCAGAUGCAACUUUGCGAGAUUACUGACGCGUGCGUUCAAAUCGGUCUGCGCGUGCACGCAAGAUAGUAACGGAAAACUUUUAAUAGAUUCAUAGUCUUUGAUAAUGGUUUCCGUUUAGGAAACCGAAACGUUAGACAAAUUAAAGUAUUUUACCUUUUUGUUAAUCUGGAAGAACAAAUAAAACAUAAUGUUUCAACCUGGAUUCAAACCCUUCAAUGAAUUACUAUAUCUGUAACUGACGUAUAUUAUUCUAUCAGUCCUUAUUAUACAACAUGCCGUGCAUUACCUAGAGAAACUCUUCUGGCAUUGCAUGAUCAAGCCACUAUUCAAUCAACAUCCCAAUCUUACUCAAGUACAUGGGACUAACACAAAUCAAACGUUUAUUUUUAUUAUUAUUAUUCAUCUAGAAUACUAGAUUAUAUUUACAAAAUGUUUUAUUUUGUCUAACGUUUCGAUUUCCUCUACGGAAAUCACUAUCAAAGACUUGACGGUUUAUUACCCAGGGUUCGUAGCGGUCUUUGAAAUCCUUGAAAGUCUUUAAAUUUGAAUGCAGGUCUUUAAGGUCUUUGAAAAGUCUUUGAAUUGUGUGAAAAAGCGAAGAAAGUCUUUAAAAGUCUUUAAAUUCUUUGGUGAGUGUUUGAUUAUACGAUUUCCUAGCUAAUAAAAUAGAUUGAUUGAAGCAAGAUUUUCGCAAAUAUGGACGAAAAGGCGCAUUUUAGGUUGUGAUUUAACAGGACUAAUUAUUGGGUAAAAAUGUUGCUUACACUUGGAAUUUUUCAACAGCUGAUUGCUCUCAAUGGUCUCUGAAAAGUCUUUGAAAAUAGGCAGCAAAAAUAUUUGAAAGUCUUAUAAAUAAUAAUAAAUUAAUAAACCUG